This is a messenger RNA of Salvelinus fontinalis (brook trout), 3356 nucleotides long. RefSeq names its product zinc finger protein 501-like. Gene Ontology annotation, molecular function: DNA-binding transcription factor activity, RNA polymerase II-specific; RNA polymerase II cis-regulatory region sequence-specific DNA binding. The transcript is spliced from 2 exons. Gene Ontology annotation, biological process: central nervous system development; regulation of transcription by RNA polymerase II. The coding region runs from base 243 to 1712 and encodes 489 amino acids. The record is from RefSeq and is a predicted model, not a curated record. Gene Ontology annotation, cellular component: nucleus. NCBI's taxonomy places the organism in Eukaryota, Metazoa, Chordata, Actinopteri, Salmoniformes, Salmonidae.
CCUAAACAGCUCGUCAACCACCUCGGUAGCUUGCUAGCCAACAUAGCCGAAAGAUUCAAGCUAUUUAUACGCUUUCGGUGUAUAUUAGCUACUGUGUGUUAGACACACUUAGGUCGUAUCUACUUGUUAACCUAUUUAAUUUAAUAUUACGUUAUUUUGUAUUAGUCAACUAUAGUAGCUGGCUGGUUAAAUUAGCACUAGCCUAGUCGCUAAUGAUAGCUAGCUAGCUAACAUCCCCGACCAUGAGUUCAAUAAACUACUCCACUCUCGUUAAAGAAGAGGAGGUCUGCUGGACGGAGAAAGAAGCUCUUGGGCUGAACAUUGUCGUGAAAGAGGAGAAGGAAGAAGAGGAUGUUACAGUAAAACAAAAAGUAGAGGGUGAGGCUGUUACCCUGAAAGAAGACGAGAAAGACGUUUCAGUGAAAGAAGAGGAAGACGCGUUCAGAGUGAAAGAAGAGAAAGACGUUUCAGUAAAAGAAGAGGAUGAAGAGAAAGAGGAGGAUGCAGUUUUUGUAGUGAAGAAGGAAGGAGAGAUUACUGUCACAUUGAAAGAUGAAGAGGUGGAGAUAGGAGAUCUGAGUAACACCAGAGAGAGGCGUGACUAUCGUGGAUCCUCUGGGGAGCCUCAACAUGAUGCUGACAAGGCAGAGAAGAGUCUCUCCAGAUCAGAACUCCUCAAGAAACACCAGCAGAGACCCACAGGAAAGAAAUCUCACUGCUGCUCUGACUGUGGGAAAAGAUUCAACUACUCAUCACACCUUAAAAUACAUCAAAGAAUUCACACUGGAGAGAAACCUUAUAGCUGUGAUCAAUGUGGGAAGAGUUUUACUACAUCUAGCGAUCUAACUGAACACCAGAGAAUUCACACAGGAGAGAAACCUUACGGCUGUGAUCAAUGUGGGAAGAGAUUUAUUCUACUACAAACCCUGAAAUCACACCAAAGAAUACACACUGGAGAGAAACCUUUUGGCUGUUAUCAAUGUGGGACGAGUUUUUCUCACUUAAGCAGCCUGAUAGGACACCAGCGGGGACACACAGGAGAGAAACCUUAUAGCUGUGAUCAAUGUGGGAAGAGUUUUACUAUAUCUAGCUCUCUGACUAUACACCAGAGAACACACACAGGAGAGAAACCUUAUAGCUGUGAUCAAUGUGGGAAGAGAUUUAUUCUACUACAAACCCUGAAAUCACACCAAAGAAUACACACUGGAGAGAAACCUUUUGGCUGUUAUCAAUGUGGGACGAGUUUUUCUCACUUAAGCAGCCUGAAAGGACACCAGCGGGGACACACAGGAGAGAAACCUUAUAGCUGUGAUCAAUGUGGGAAGAGUUUUACUACAUCUGGCAAUCUAACUAUACACCAGAGGAUUCACACAGGAGAGAAAGCUUAUGGCUGUGAUCAAUGUGGGAAGAGUUUUACUACAUCUAGCAAUCUAACUGAACACCAGAGAACACACACAGGAGAGAAACCUUAUGGCUGUGAUCAAUGUGGGAAGAGUUUUACUACAUCUAGCAAUCUGACUAGACACCAGCAAGUACACACAGGAGUGAAACCUCAUAGCUGUGAUCAAUGUGGGAAGAGUUUUAUUAGAUCUAGCCAGCUGACAGUACACCAGAGAACACACACAGGAGUGAAACCUAAUAGCUGUGAUCGAUGUGGGAAGAGAUACUCUGAUAAAAUAUCUCUGAUUAAACAUCAGAAAAUACAUACAUGAAGGAGUUGUUUCAUGAUAUCAAUGAAAUAAUGUCACAAUGUAGAAUGUUUUAACAUUGUAGUAGGAGAUUUUUAAUAAGUUUUGAUCUAUUUGAAUGAAUGUCAGAAUGUAGAACCAUAAACGUUUGUCCCCUGUUCAGUUGAUAUUAUCUAUCUAUAUUAUCUAUCUAUUGGUUUUAGCCUCAGCGGAAAAACCCAGGCCCUGAAUUGAAAGAGUACUAUUUAUUUAACAAAAAGUGACAAAAAAAAUUGUGUUACACUUACCACGUUGGUGACCCACUUGAAUCAAAAUGCAACACUUCAACAUGUUUAGGUUUUCAAUAUUCAAUAUAUCACAAACUGUUUCUGCAUAUUGGGUAUUGAUUUGGGCACGUUAAAACUGUGUUUUAACAUUGCGCUAUUCCCAUUUAGCCAAAUGUCAUUGAAAAGAUGUUGAAAAUAAGACUUAAGCCCAACGUCAAAUAUAUGUUCGGUUGCAGUUGUAGUUUUUUUCCCCAAUGAAAAACAACUUAAUUUCAACAUACUUGCAGCCUAAACACAUGGACGUAGUAUAAUAAAUUGGUCUAUAAUCAAUUGUAUUAACAAUCUUACAUCUUACAAUUCGCACGUAUAGCUCGUUAGCACGUAUAGCACGUAUAGCUCGUUAGCACGUAUAGCUCGUUAGCACGUAUAGCUCGGUAGCACGUAUAGCUCGGUAGCACGUAUAGCUCGGUAGCACGUAUAGCUCGGUAGCACGUAUAGCUCGUUAGCACGUAUAGCUCGUUAGCACGUAUAGCUCGGUAGCACGUAUAGCUCGGUAGCACGUCCAGUGCUCCAGUUGUCUUGAUAGAUGUGGAGAGUCAACACCUUUUGUUGCGCUACCGUUUUGGUUUGCUUCCUGUCUGUAAGUUUGGUGUGGGUUUUUCUUUUGUUUGCCUCUUCUUGGGCAGAUUUAGUGGGUGACUUUUAUGUCCCAGUUGUUGUUACUUGUCAACUUUCAGUGGACACUGAGAAAACUUUUAUUGCAUCAAAUGGUUGUUUUAUGCAACAGAAUAGAGGGUUCUUUGAACUAUUGUGUCUGUGUGUUCUACUGAGGAUGGGCCUCUGGGAGAAAACACUGACAGGAGAUUUACAAUGUCUUUUGGGUGAUAAAAACCUAAAGAGACCACAUUCCAGAGCAUGAGUUAACUUCUUUGGGCUGCAAGCCUUAAGUCGGGCUCAAUAUGACAACAGCCCGUCCAAGUGCAGGGCGCGAAAUUCAAAAGAUAUUUUUUAGAAAUAUUUAACUUUCACACAUUAACAAGUCCAAUACAGCAAAUGAAAGACAAACAUCUUGUGAAUCCAGCCAAUAUUUCCGAUUCUUUAAGUGUUUUACAGCGAAAACACAAUAUAGCAUUAUAUUAGCUUACUACAAUAGCCAACCACACAGCUACAUUGAUUCAAGGCAACAGUAGCGAUAGCGACAAAACCAGCAAAAGAUAUUAAUUAUUUCACUAACAUUCAUAAACUUCAUCAGAUGACAGUCCUAUAACAUAUUACACAAUACAUAUAUGGUUUGUUCGAAAAUGUGCAUAUUGAGAGCGGAAAUCCGUGGUUAUACAUUGUGAAAACUUAGCAUCUUUUUCCCAGAAUGUCCGCAUAUAUUUCUGACACUCACCUAUUCUGA